Molecule: messenger RNA, 1455 nt
Organism: Fukomys damarensis (Damara mole-rat)
Lineage: Eukaryota; Metazoa; Chordata; Mammalia; Rodentia; Bathyergidae
Gene: Plin3
Product: perilipin 3
Exons: 11
Coding region: 91-1455 (454 amino acids)
Biological process (GO): positive regulation of triglyceride storage; lipid storage
Cellular component (GO): lipid droplet; cytosol
Source: RefSeq, a predicted model, not a curated record
CCCGGGGGGUUAAAGACCCGUCCCGCCCCGUCCGGGCCACUUUCCGCGCCGGCCCUGGAGAUCGCGGACCGUGUGCCUGCUGCUGAGAGCAUGGAUGCCCAAGGGACAGAGGCUGGUGCGGACAGCCAGGUGACCCCUGAGGAACCGGAACAGCAGCCCAGUGUGGUGGACCGCGUGACCAGCAUGCCGCUCAUCAGCUCCACCUGCGACAUGGUGUCAGCCGCCUACGCGUCCACCAAGGAGAGUCACCCCCACGUCAGGACCGUGUGCGACGCGGCGGAGAAGGGUGUGAGGGCCCUCACAGCCGCCGCGGUCAGCGGGGCGCAGCCCAUCCUGUCCCGGCUGGAGCCUCAGCUCACAUCAGCCAGCGAGUAUGCCCACAGAGGGCUGGACAAGCUGGAGGAGAACCUGCCCAUCCUGCAACAGCCCACGGAGAAGGUCCUGGCGGACACCAAAGAGCUCGUGUCGGCCAAGGUGUCGGAGGCCCGGGACGUGGUGUCCCACACGGUGUCCAGUGCCAAGGACUCCGUGGCCACCCGUGUGGCGGGCGCGGUGGACGUGACCCGCGGGGCUGUGCAGAGCGGUGUGGACAUGACCAAGUCUGCGGUGACCAGCGGCGUCCAGUCGGUCAUGGGGUCGCGCGUGGGGCAGAUGGUGCUGAGCCGGGCAGAGACCGUGCUGGGCAAGUCGGAGGCCUGGGCCGACAACCACCUGCCCAUGACGGAUGCCGAGCUGGCGCGCCUCGCCACGUCCCUGGAAGGCUUUGACAUCGCCUCGGUGCAGCAGCAGCGACAGGAGCAGAGCUACUUCGUGCGCCUGGGCUCGCUGUCCGAGCGGCUGCGCCAGCACGCCUACGAGCACUCGCUGGGGAAGCUGCGCAGCACCAAGGAGCACGCGCAGGAAGCGCUGCAGCAGCUGGCGCACGCGCUCAGUCUGAUGGAAACCGUGAAGCAGGGAGUGGACCAGAAAUUUCUGGAGGGGCAGGAGAAGCUGCACCGGAUGUGGCUGAGUUGGAACCAGAGAACAUCGCAGGGCCCGGAGAAGGACCCGGCCAAGCCGGAGGUGGAGUCGCGGGCGCUGGCCAUGUGCCGCGAGGUGGUGCAGCAGCUGCAGGGCACCUGUGGGUCCUGCAGACUGGGCGGUCCGUCUGCUCUCCCUUGGGUCCGCCUACACAGCAGUUACUCAGCGUGGUCCAGCGUGGCUCCUGGGGCCCCUCGGGGACUUUCCCGGCUUCGCAGUGAUCUCACCGGCUCCUCCCCGUUACGCGGAAGGGGCGGUGCCUCCUCUCUGCUACUCCGGCCGAGGCCGAGUCAGUGGAGGGGAGCGGACUACGCAGCCCAGAAGCUCUUUGCCAGCUACCUGCGCUGUGUUCUGGCCUCCCGAAGUGUGCAGAAGGAACCCGGCCUCCACUAUCAGGUCCCCCGGGUCGCCCUCCCACAGACCUGGGCGCAGUGA